Messenger RNA from Psylliodes chrysocephalus, 1029 nucleotides. The record is from the annotation of a GenBank genome assembly. NCBI's taxonomy places the organism in Eukaryota, Metazoa, Arthropoda, Insecta, Coleoptera, Chrysomelidae.
ACAUCUGUUGUCCUUGACUUUUGACAAUUAUAAAUGUCAAAAUUAAAAGUGAAAAUUUGUAUACCUGAAAAUAAAUAUUGCGAAUGAUGAAAAUAUGGAGUGUGAAAAUGAAGUUUAUUCAGAAUGCAAAAUGUUAAAAGAAAAAAAAGAAAGAGAAGAGUAUUUGGAAAAAUUGAAAAAAUGGUUGGAUGAAGCUAGGUUAUGGCGCUACAAUAUUUAUUCUGGUUUCCAAUGGAAUUUUGACGAAAAUUUUAGAGAAAACUCAAGUCAAACUUCUAAUACAUUUUUUUCUAAUGCUAAUCAAGACAACCUUCAAUAUGCACUACAACAGAGACUUCUAUUUUUGGCAAAUAGGAAUUAUCAAAACACAUUAUUUCAAACAGGUCAAGCUCCUCAAAGGCACCAAAUUCCACAAACUUAUGAAUUCAUUAUACCACCCCUAUGGAAGAGAGCUGUUGCAGAGUUAUUGGAUUUUUUACUGUUAUUAUUAGUUAAAGUUGCAUUGACUUUUAUUCUUUUGGAAAGUUUUGAUGUCAUAGAUAUGGGUUUUUAUGGAUUAGAAUUAUUCCAAAAAAAUUUGGAAAACUCUGAGGGUUCUGUACCUAUGGCAGUUGAAUUACUUACUCUAGAACUGUUGCAUCGUGUCAUAGUUUGUGUAUAUGAGGCAUAUUUUCUGAAAGGAAGAUUAUGCGCCACACCAGGGAAAAGGUACAUGGGCCUAAUGGUGAUAACAGCAGAAACAAUCACUUCUGUGCCAACUAGACCAACAGAAACAGUAUCAGUGACCAGAGCGAAACCUUUAGGAUGGCGGCAAUCUUUCACCCGUGCUACCUUAAAAAACCUCUUCGUAGGUCUUUUCCUACCAUUGUGUAUCGCAUUUUAUAUAUUCCCCCAUAACCGUACCAGUUACGAUGUUAUGUCCAAAAGUUUGGUUGUGGAGUACCAUCAGGAAUUUAUGGUCUAUCAUUCCAAUAUGUAAUUGAUUAAAAGAUAUUUAUAUACUGGCCAAGAAAUAAAUGUGAUAUUGUU